Messenger RNA from Salvelinus namaycush (lake trout), 3598 nucleotides. RefSeq names its product dnaJ homolog subfamily C member 5-like. NCBI's taxonomy places the organism in Eukaryota, Metazoa, Chordata, Actinopteri, Salmoniformes, Salmonidae. The transcript has 5 exons. Bases 361 to 981 code for a protein of 206 amino acids. The record is from RefSeq and is a predicted model, not a curated record.
GAAACCUGACUUAACUAAUCAUAGUUAGUUGUAACAAUUUUAUAGUUUUCAUAGACAGAUUUACAGUAGUUAGAAAAACCAAGAUGCUUUUUCUUUGAAUUUAAACAUUAAUUUCACAAGAAUCAAAUAAUUUGUGUAACGACAUGACGACGCUGUCCCCUGCUUCUGAGAAGAGGGAAUCAACCAAUCAGACCGCACUUGUCUGUAUGGCUAACAGUACUGAAACGAUAGUCUAUAGCUGCUAGCAUUUUUAGGAGGGGCGGACAUUCUGAGCCAUUAUCUGGCAUUCUUGAAAUACAAAGUGGAUGCCUCUAUGAUCCAGCUACAGCGAAAUAUACCUCUUCGUACAAGACUUCAGCCAUGGCCACGGCAGGCGCAGGACCAGGCACAGCAGAGCCAAAUCGGCCAGGCCCCCAGAGGAAGAUGUCUACCACAGGGGAAAGCCUGUACAAGGUGCUAGGCCUGGAGAAAGGAGCUUCCGCGGAUGACAUCAAGAGAGCUUACAGGAAACUAGCGUUGAAGUACCACCCAGAUAAGAACCCAGACAACCCGGAGGCUGCAGAUAAGUUUAAAGAGAUCAACAACGCCAACUCCAUCCUGAACGAUGAUGGCAAGAGGAGGAUCUACGACGAGUACGGCUCCAUGGGUCUCUACGUGUCUGAGCAGUUUGGAGAGGAGAGCGUCAAAUACUACUUCCUCAUGUCCAAGUGGUGGUUUAAGACCAUGGCCGUGUGCUGCACAGUCUUCUCCUGCUGCUGUUGCUGCUGCUGUUGCUGUUUCUGCUGCGGGAAGUGCAAGCCGCCAGAGGAGGAUGAUCACUACCAGUAUGUGGACCCAGAGGACCUGGAGGCCCAGAUCAAAGCUGAGACGGACGGAGGUCCGCGUGCCCCUAUCGUGAUCCAGCCGCAUUCCAUUACCGUCGAGGUUCCAGAGACCUCCCAGGCUGCAGCCAGUCAGCCCACCUCCAAGCCCCAGCAAUGACCCUCCCCUCCCAGCCCCGUCUACCCGCUGGAGCCCUCCCCUUAGGUGGGCACGGCCCCCCGAGGGCCCCACCCUGGAGCAGCCAGCCAGGCCAGCCGUUACGACAGCCAGGACUCACCAGUGCCAGUCAACCCCCCAUACUGUGGCAAAGGUCCAACCAAAUGGACAUGAGCGGCAUGCUGCCAAGAGACCAGGACUCCUUAUGACUUGAUAUGUCUAUCUACCAAACUGAGGAUUAGAACAAACUCUCCUAUCACUCCAUUGUGUCCCUCUGUUUCAAUCCUCCCUCGUCUAACCCCUCUCCCCCGCUCUCUUUCUCCCUCUUGGACUCUCGUCUCUGUCAGAGCUCUGGGAUUGGAGACUCUUUUCAUGUUCAGUCUGAGUUUUGGGUUUUAAAUAGCCUGACUCAAACCUUCGACCUCCCAGAGACUAAAGCAUGGAUCAGAGGAUGUGCAUGUUAAGUUUGAUCUGCAUGCCCCUACUGUACAACACUGGCACAUACAUACCCCUCUACUACAGCCACCACCACCAUCUUACCCCUGUCAGCGAUACCCCCAGCUCCAGCCAGGUGCACUUACAGAAUGCUGCACAACCAAGGGUCUCCACCUCCACCUGAAUGAGACCCAAAAGUGGGGCCAACAUUCGAGAACAGUGAAAAUGUGCGGUGGGAAAAUUCUGCAUUUAACAGAAAAAUGUGUUGACUGCUUUAUUUAAUUGCUAAUUGAUGUCACAGUUAUGUUAGUUAGACCAAAGCCAAACUACAUGCCACUAACUCCAUGCGUUCAGUAGUCACCAGUUUCUCCUCAUGCCACUAGAGCCAACCUGAGAGGAUUGCCCCUUUUUGAGGUGUAUGCAUGUGGGUCUACUAUGCACUUUUGAAACCUGUGAAUUGGGUAAAUGGUCAUUUCUGAUGGACUGUCAGCUAUCGUAUGGGUCCAGCCAACCAGCACUGCUUACUGAAACAGUCAGCACACUUCUCUCUGUAUUCGAUGGAACUGACAGAUAGAAACAGCUAGCUGACUGCAACCCAACUAUUAUCAAACGUCUCCCAUCUCAAAUGGUGCUUUUGCUUUGCGUUCUCAUAGUCUGUUGUGACAUGGAGAUACAGGUGGUAGGUACUGUAGGGAUCUGUGUUUGACCCAGCCACUAAGUGCACUCUAUGCCACAUUCUAGAGGGACAAUUAUGUUCUCUGUACUGCCUACAGAGAGAUCCCAUCACCAAUGAUUUUGAGACUUUUCAGAUGUUGAUUUGACUUUGAUGAAAUAACACACCAGGGUGUUUUCCAUGGGGUUUUGGUGGACUGAGGCAUGUUGAGUAUUUUAUGGGCUAAAGAUGCACAUGUCUACUAUUUACAACUAGGCAUUAGUCCUCCCGUUCACUCCUUUCUACAGUACGGUCUCUGUGAUGAGAUGAUGCAGGGUUAGGGUCUGUACAGAUCACACAACCAGCCGUUUGUACUUUAGUACAGCUCUCUUUAUGACCCUGGGGGUGCAGAGUCGGCGCUUUCUCAAAUGUACUGUAAUCAGAAUAGUGAAAAAGUGAAGCGAAUGGGUGCCACAUUGUUAUUGCGAGUCAGUCCCAGUGGUGGGUGGGGGUGUGUGUGUAGAGCAUUGUACUAAGUCGUUUGGUUUGUUCAUCUAGUGCUGUGGUCAGUCAGUCAUCCCCUCCCAGUUUCUUUGUGGUUUGUCAUUUGAAAAGGGCAUUCUGUGUUUCCUAAAGAGGGGCUGGUACAUGGUGUUAACCACCUUGUGUAUUGGCUGAAGAACAACCCUAAAGUUAGACUAAAAUCAUGUCAUCAAAUGAUGUCAAGCGUUUUGUAGCUUUGGAUGUUUUUUUUCCUGAGUUUUCAUAAAUGAUUUCAGUAGCUUCAAUUUCUUACUGGAAUUUAUGGCACUUUUCUCCCCUUCAUUUCACUAAGUUAAUAGCCAAAACCCUCCUGAUUUUUUUAAUUAUUAUUUUUUUUUUUUGUCUGUUAUGCGUUUUCGAAAACCAUAGUAAAUCGGAUGCAUUUCAACAUAACAGUGCAGUAUCUAGCCCCAGGGCUCAGAGAGGAGAAAUACCUUUUAUUUACUCAGUGAUUAUUAUUUACAGCAGAUAAGGAUCACCAAUGUGUGUCACAUGCAAAUAACAUUGUAAUAAGGUUGUUUUGAGAAUCUUUGUUGAAUGGAAAAUGUUUUAAGAAUCAACCCCAUAUACAUAGUGUACAUUGUCUAUUUUUUAUUUAUGUCCAACCAAAAGAGCUGUUUAAAAAAAAAAAUGUAAACAAGUUGACAGUUGGGAAGAGAGGACCCUAGACUAGCCAACAUGGUCCUCCCAGGGGGCUGGGCAACUGGUUGACAGAGGUAGGCAGGCUGUCCUAACUGGCUAGGCCACCAUGGCGCUGGUCUACAGUAGCAGACAGACAGGUAGUGUGUAUCUGUCUGCCCUGAGUGUAGGGGGCAAUGAUGUCUCCAUCUCAUCUCUCUUAUAGGACACCGGGUAAUAUGAGGACUCUGCCACUGAAAUGAUUGAUUGUAGUUUUGUCAAUGUUUUCAUUGUCAUUCAUUCUUCAUCAUGACUCAUGGACAAAAAUGAUCUGUAAAUGUGUAUUUAUAUAAUGAAAUCAAAAUUAAAAGA